This is a messenger RNA of Didymodactylos carnosus, 2232 nucleotides long. NCBI's taxonomy places the organism in Eukaryota, Metazoa, Rotifera, Eurotatoria, Philodinida, Philodinidae. The record is from the annotation of a GenBank genome assembly.
AUGAGUAACGAAAAGUCUCAAACAGUAACACCUUCAUCAUCCUCACCUACAUUAUCAAAUACAAACGAUCAACAGCAAAUUCAAUCUUUAUCGGCCGUAAAUGGAACAGGCGGUGGAGGAUCAAGUAGUGGUGGAAGAGGAGAUCAUGAUUUUAUGAUACAAACAACAACAAAUAAUAAUCAUAAUAAUUUCUCACACUCGACAUCGUCAUUAUUACAUCACAACGGUAUGUCUGAAUUUUCGUCAUCAACAUGGAACAACGAAGCAUUAAAUAACAGAAGCAAUAAUAGUUUAUUAUCAGUAAAUUUAAAUGAAGGAAACAAUAUUGGUCAUACAUUAGAUGCACUUGUACCAUUGGCACAUACACUAAAUAACAAUAAUACUAACGGACGUAUAUUUUCACCAUCGUCUGCAUUACAACAAAUACCACCAACUCAAACGUCACCUCCACCAUCAUUAAUGAAUAUUCAUAAUGGAACAAAUGGGCAAAUGACAUUCCAACAGCAACAACAAGCAGCACAAGCUGCUUUACAAAGACGUGCUAUUACAGCCAGUCACAAUUUUCCAGCUGCUACAGUCAAUCCUAGGCCCAUGACCAAAAAUCAACAACAAUCUCAAAUGUGGAAUAAUCAACCAGUUACUUCUAUCAUGAAUAAUAAUAUCCAGCAACAUUGGCAAGGUGCACAACCAACAUCAAUGCCUCUUCCACCGCAUAUGCAGCAGACAAUGACAAAUGGAGCUAACAAUACCUGGGGUAGUGCGAAUAAUGGAACAAAUACAAUGCAUGGAUUUCCAGCUACGUCUUCUCGGCGUCCUGUACCAUCUUUAACGAACCCCAUUAAUUCGUCAGCAAUGAUGAGUGGUAAUGUUAAUAAUAUUAACGGAGGAAUGCCAAAUGCACAAAAUAUUAAUAAUUUACAACAAAAAAAAUCCACUCAACCUUCACAAAAUAAUUUUUUACCAUUUUUACCAUCCAUGCAAAACAAAUAUAAUUCGCAACAACAGCCACAGCAGCAGUCAUCAAUUCGAAGGCCAAUGAUUCCACAUAAUUAUAAUUCACAAACGAAUAGCAAUUUACGUUAUCAAUCAAAUAAUACAAAUAACAAUAAUUUACUUGAUUUAAAUGAGCAACAUCUCAUGAAUGGUGGCAGUACGAUGAAUUCUGAGGAUAAUAAUUCAGCAUUCCCUUCAAUGAAUUCUGGUGGUGCAUAUGACAUGAGCUCCUUUCAUCAAUUAAUGGACAUGAUGCGUAAUGUUAAUACUGAUGGUAACAAUGAAUUUAAAUGUAAAUCAUACGUAAAACGUGUGUACAGUGAUGACAGCGGCAUGGGAAGCAUACUGGAUACCGAAAGCUUAAUCUCAGUUGGAGGUGGUGGUGGAGCUCCUGCAUCCGGUUUGUUUGGUUCACCAAGAAAUAUUGUCGACAUGAAUAAAGAAGAACGAUUUUCUCGAAAAGUAUUUGUUGGCGGUUUGCCUCCCGAUAUUGAUGAAGAAGAAAUCAUUGCUCAUUUUCAACGUUUUGGACCGUUGAUGGUUGAUUGGCCACAUAAACAAGAAAGCAAAUCGUAUUUUCCACCAAAAGGUUAUGCCUUUUUGAUAUUUACCUGUGAGCGUUCUGUUCAAGAACUAAUUGAUGAAUGUGUUAUGGACGACGGUAAACUUUAUAUGUGCGUAUCGAGUCCAAGUAUGAAAGAUAAAGCUGUACAGAUUCGUCCAUGGUUAUUGGCCGAUUCAGAUUUUGUUAUGGAUGGCUCACAACCACUUGAUCCAAGAAAAACAAUAUUUGUUGGUGGUGUACCGAGACCAUUAAGAGCAGUUGAACUUGCAAUGAUUAUGGACAGAUUGUAUGGUGGUGUAUGUUAUGCUGGCAUUGAUACUGAUCCAGAAUUAAAAUAUCCAAAAGGAGCAGGGCGCGUGGCAUUUUCAAAUCAACAAAGUUAUAUAGCAGCUAUCUCAGCAAGAUUUGUUCAAUUACAACAUGGAGAUAUUGAUAAACGAGUAAAUAACGUUGAAGUCAAACCUUAUGUGUUAGAUGAUCAAAUGUGUGAUGAAUGUCAAGGAGCAAGAUGUGGCGGAAAAUUUGCGCCAUUUUUUUGUGCUAAUGUAACGUGCUUACAAUAUUAUUGUGAAACAUGUUGGGCUUCAAUACAUGCGCGAUCUGGUCGAGAAUAUCAUAAACCAUUAGUCAAAGAAGGAGCAGAUCGACCCCGUACAUUACCGUUUCGAUGGUAA